AUGGACAUCUACAUCUACGAACCGAUCGAUCUCGAGCGUCCUGCAUUUCGACUUCUACAGUUACUUCGAGGCAAAGGGCCAGCCAUCGAGUGCAUACUGUAUCAGGCCUAUCUUGAUGGCACCGAUACCGUUCCGUACGAUGCUUUAUCGUAUACCUGGGGCGGCACGAACAAGGCAUCGACUGUGACAGUCAGUGGGAAGACACUUGGUGUUACUAAAAAUCUGCACUCAGCCUUGCAACAUUUUCGUUCGGAAGAUGUAGAUAGGGUACUCUGGGUUGAUGCUAUUUGUAUCGAUCAAGGCAACGAAAAAGAGCGAGGACAUCAAGUUCAGCAAAUGUGCAAGAUUUAUUCGCACGCGGAAGAGGUAAUUAUCUGGCUAGGUCAACCCACUGCGGAAACCAAUGUUCUCAUGGACUCUCUUCGGGAACUAGAAGGAUACAGCUUAGCGCAUGCACAUAGACACUGGGAUCUAGCAAAGUGGACCGAAUUCUGGCGAUUGGUUCCUCAGAGUUCAAGUUUUGAGGUACUGGAAGGCCUAUACCUGCUCUUAAAGAGACCGUGGUUUAGAAGAGUCUGGAUUUUACAGGAAAUAGCCAACGCGAAGAAAGCAAGUGUCCGGUGUGGCAUCAAGUCUGUCAAAGCACAUACCUUUGCCCUUGCUCCGUCGCUCGUAGGCAUCAAACCAGAACGACAUUGUCAAGCUGUUUUGGAUAUUAUGCCUGGACACUUGCGGGAAAAGACCUGGUGGGGUGAAAGCAGAGACUUGUACAACCUUUUACUAAAGUUCAGAGAAAGCAAUGCGAGCGACCCACGAGACAAAGUCUAUGCCUUGCUAGGUAUAUCUUCAGACGCUUACGACAGCGAUAGCCUACGUCCAGUCUAUACGAAAGACCUCCAGGCAGUCAUUCGCGAUACUUCGUUGUUCUUAUUCAGACAGUCAGAUGAUUCUUAUGAGACGAUGCCAGAGUUCUUAGAGGACCUUACGUUUCGGAAUUCUACAUUCUUCUCAGAGCUUGUCCGAACGUCCAACGCAAGGGCAGUUGAACGUUUCCUAAUGCGGAGA
Molecule: messenger RNA, 1065 nt
Organism: Bipolaris victoriae FI3
Lineage: Eukaryota; Fungi; Ascomycota; Dothideomycetes; Pleosporales; Pleosporaceae
Exons: 1
Source: RefSeq, a predicted model, not a curated record